Lentinula edodes (shiitake mushroom) is the source of this 3549-nucleotide messenger RNA. RefSeq lists its product as uncharacterized. Bases 1 to 3549 code for a protein of 1182 amino acids. The record is from RefSeq and is a predicted model, not a curated record. NCBI's taxonomy places the organism in Eukaryota, Fungi, Basidiomycota, Agaricomycetes, Agaricales, Omphalotaceae. The transcript is spliced from 13 exons.
AUGGAAGGAUUUGUGGACGAUCUACGACAAUGGGUGGACGCCACCGAGGCUGAAUUGAAUGGAGGGGAAGAGAUACCUGUUACGGCCUAUAGAUUCCUUGAGAGUGAAAAAGCUAGCCAUUGGUUUGAAAAAAGCGCAAACGAUUGGUUCCCGAUUGGUAAUCUAGUAGCUAGAGCAAAAGUGUUGGGUUACUCAGGCAUGAACAUACCGAACCUGGCCGGAAUCAAAGGGGAGCCCGAUGAGAAGAAUGUUCUUAAGAAAAUUUUCCUGCAGAUGAAGCCAAUUACUGGACUGAGCGGAUGGCCGGAAGUUAUACGCAGAGCCGUUGAGUCGUGGAAGCAGGCUCCAAAACGACGACAACAUAACACAAGAUCAGGGGCGCAACAUUCGGUUCAGGAGGUGUUUGACGGUCUCGGGAUAGAUGCGCAUGUGGAGCUGGAACGGCGAAUCGCCUUUGUUAUCAAUCUGGAUUUCGGAGCAUGGUGGCUAGCAUGGACGAGAGAGGAGGCCUGCGGGUUCCCAGACUCUCUGAGGGACCUCCAAACCGUUGUGCCAAGUAUUUCUUCCGGACUGUCUGAGGACUACGAACCAAAGAAGUGGGCUCUGAGCGGACAUGUCAUGGCGCUGAUCUCGCCAGUCGCAAUCUUGUUGCCAAAAUCGUUGAGGAAUGAUAGCCUUCACCGAGGUACUCUGCUGCAUAAGUCUUAUGUCCUGGGGAUGAAAGAACGCCCAGACAGUCUGGCUGCAGUAGAGAAGUUCUUGUGGGAAAGGAUCGAUAAAAUGUCCAGAGGGCUAAUGACAUCGGAGGAACUACUUCAAGAUUUGGCAGAAUACGAUGGCUGGAAAAAUGUGCCAGAGGAUGAGUCGUUGUUUUUCGUGGAUAAACAGUCGUCGGAGAAUUUGGCACCUAACGCUCCUCUUGGGGUUCCUCUCCCUCUAAUCGAUGAGAGCGGCGCGUCUUGCGAAGGUCAAGGUAACAUUCAAACGGGUGACGAGACUAUGGAGCCUGAAGGAGAGAACCACAACGAGGAAUCCUUGCCCGGGAGGUCACUCCCCAGCGUGGAACAGGAACAUAACGGAGAAAUUAUUGUUGGAGAUCUGCCGUCAGUCAGCGACGGCGAAAUGGUGUCUGGACAAGAAGCCUGCGGUGCAGCUUCCACAGGAGAAGCCCGCAUUGAAAAGCAGGGUGGACCUGUGAAACCUGAAACAGAUUCACUGGGGGACCUUGACGAGGAACACUUACCAGUCAUCGGAAAUUCGCCCCCGCUGGUGGAGGAGCGUGAUGGAGAAACAGGCCAGAGAACAAAAACGAUAGCGGUGAAUAACAUACUCAACAUGAUAGCCGAGUCAUAUGGUGAUCUUGGAGAGGAUACGGAUGAGUCAGUCAGUUCCAAAUCUGAAGGGUCCGGUCAAGAAGGAGCGCAUAUGUCAGCUGUGACCUCUGGACCUAAUUUUAAUCAUCUCUCGCCAGUGCCUGAGGGGAACAGGAUAACGGGAAAGGAUGCGGGUGAGCAGUGCAAGACGUCGCGUCUUCUGGGACCUUCUUUCGACCAGAAGAGACCAGGCACACCCGAUAUGAUCGAUGUGGAUAAUGGUACUCCUGCUUCUUCGGGUCGUCCGGCACACUCCUUUACAUCUAUCAGCAAGCCUAGUCCGUCUGACCACAGGGAAUAUCAAGAGGGCCGUUCAGAUUUGGAAAAUGCAGCGGAAGGAAUGAGUUCGGGGGAGGAUGAGCUCUCAUCUGUAGAUGAAUCCGUCAUUGAACCUACCAAGCCCCCUGGAAGAUCCUUACGUGAGAGGAAGAUGCGAGUGGAAGUUCAAAUAGAUGGUAGCCAGUCUGGCAGGAAGCGUCAGCAUUCAUCUAACCACGAAGGAACGAGAAAACGGAGGAAGACCUCACAUCGCAUUCCUCGGGCCAAACCAGUGGAGAAAGCGGUAAGUACACCAACGGAGCCGAAUAACGCGAAGAAGGAGGAAGAGGUAGCUACGAUGGAGAGAUUCAAAGCCAAGGAUGCACGGCGAGUGUUUGUGAUUCAAGCCAAACAGAGGCUUCUGCAAAAGGACGUUGUUCAUGUCUUUGAUGUGGACGCAACGUGGUUUAUCAAAAUCAGAAUGAAGGCUUUCGACCUAACGGACUUGGAGUUGUUCAAACGGGCGAUGGAAAAAUGCGCCGAGCAACAAUUGAUUGACGGGAUAGUUGCUAAAGAUGCCAAAGAAAAGUGGACGAAUGUCAAACUAGGGGAAUUGACAGAGAACAAGGAGGCGAAAGCCUCGGAAUGGAGAUCGCUAAGUCUUGGUGAGAUUGGUGAGAUAGUGAGUCAGUCGCCUGUGUUGAUUAGGGGUGAGGAAGGUUUGGAGUUUGGAGAAGCAGCAGCAGAGGAAAAACUUGGAGACGUGGAUAUGAUGAGAACGGUGCACGAUAAAUCAUUGGGAGAGGAGAGGGUCCACGUUCAGGCGUCCCUACGAGAUGCGAUACGGACUGCCCUUCACGGUAACAAAAUUGUCAACUGUCUCGACAUCACCAUUGAGAGGACGGGACGUUACACGGAGUUGCUGGACACUGACCGAGUGGCUGUAAAUUAUGUGAGAAAUAUGCCCGUAGUCCGUUUUAUUGCAGACGGGAUCGUGUUCACGGACUGGGGCUUGCUCGCCACCGGAAAUGCCUUUCACAGGCGUCAUAUCGAUGGUGGAGGGUGUGGUACUGAGGUGGCGGUGGUAGCUGGGACAAAGGUUUGGAUUGUGUCUCAUCCUAAAUCUCCGGCAUACUGGGGGAGGUGGUUUGGGGGGGACUUUGAUGAGGUGCAAGAGAGCAAGGAUUGGGGUGAAUAUAGCUUCCUGUUGAAACCGGGAGACAGAAUCAUUAUGGGCCCAUGUUCCCCGCAUACUGUCUUGACCAUUGACCCAUCGAUUGCCGUUGGGGGUCAUUACAGGUUCGCUAAGUCGAUGGACAAGACUUGUUGCGGCAUUUGUCAAGCGUUCGUAGCCGACUCAAACUUCACGAAUGCAGCCCACGUUGAUGCGACCAGGGUGAUGGUCUGCGUUCUGGUUUUCUUGGUGGAGAAGCUGAGUGGACCCGAUAUCGAUUGGGAGGAUCAAUACCCAUACGAGCCAGCGCAGUUUCUCAUUCUAUUGAUGGUGACAAAUGUAGUGCGCUUGGCGAGGGUGCUUGACCCGAGGACCUACGACAAGACCCUUCCAAGAGAUGUAGCGCGUGCUUAUGGAGUAGGGGAGGCAUACGCUAAUAGGCUUUUGAGUUGGCUGGCAACAAAUGUAGGGCAGCACACAUUGGGAGAAACGGAGCAAAGCUGCACGGAAAUUGCACGUCGUCAUUUAGUGCAAAUGGCACGUGCGCUCGUAGUAUUCAGACAUCACGCGGAGGAAGAAGGGAUCGAGGGCGCAAACAGUAGUAUAACUACUGAGAGUGUGCGGGGUGCAAUUGAGGAGGAGAGCUUUGCAGAAACAGAUUGGUUCAAGGAGCAGUGGCCAGGAGAUGAUGACGAAUGGGACGAGCUAUGGACAACAACGCAGAGCUUUAUUUAUAUGGGAUAG